This is a messenger RNA of Entelurus aequoreus (snake pipefish), 1589 nucleotides long. Its product is annotated as gastrula zinc finger protein XlCGF17.1-like. The transcript has a single exon. The record is from RefSeq and is a predicted model, not a curated record. Gene Ontology annotation, molecular function: RNA polymerase II cis-regulatory region sequence-specific DNA binding; DNA-binding transcription factor activity, RNA polymerase II-specific. The coding region runs from base 318 to 1316 and encodes 332 amino acids. NCBI's taxonomy places the organism in Eukaryota, Metazoa, Chordata, Actinopteri, Syngnathiformes, Syngnathidae. Gene Ontology annotation, biological process: regulation of transcription by RNA polymerase II.
ACGUCCAGCAGCUGAUCGGUAAUCCAGAAGAAGUUUCCCCUCAGUUAGGGGGGAGCUCCACUUUGAAGCAGGAGACUCCACAACCACCCUGCAUUAAAAAGGAAGAGGAGGAACUCUGCAUCACUCAGGAGGGAGAGUGUCUUCUAGGACGAGAGGAAGCUGAUUACACCAAGUUUCCACUGAGUAUUCUCUCUGUGAAGACUGAAGAUGAUGAAGAGAAACCACAAGUAGACAACCUCUUAGCUCCACUAUCAGAUAGUGAGGCUGAAGACGAGGUUGAAGAACCUUUGAGCAGCGAUAAAGACUGUGAAGGUGAUAUGAGGACUCACACUGACAACAAACACUCUGAAUGCUCUACAAAGAAGAGAGGUAAAACAUGUUUGAGCUGCUCAGUUUGUGCUGAAAGUUUUACUAAAAAGAGCCAUUUGACUCAACACAUGAGAACACACACAGGACAAAAAACAUUUAAUUGUUCAGUUUGUGGCAAAAGCUUUUCUCGAAAUAGCCAUUUGACUGAACACAUGAGAACACACACAGGUGAAAAACCAUUUAAUUGUUCAGUUUGUGGCAUAGGUUUUUCUCGAAAUAGUGAUUUGACUCAACACAUGAGAACACACACAGGAGAAAAACCAUUUAAGUGUUCAGUUUGUGGCAACAGCUUUUCUCGAAAUGGCAAUUUGACUAAACACAUGAGAACACACACAGGUGAAAAACCAUUUAAUUGUUCAGUUUGUGGCAACAGCUUUUCUCAAAAUAGCUCUUUGACUCAACACAUGAGAACACACACAGGAGAAAAAACAUUUAGUUGUUCCGUUUGUGGCAAAAGCUUUUCUCGAAGUAGCAUUUUGACUAAACACAUGAGAACACACACAGGUGAAAAAACAUUUUAUUGUUCAGUUUGUGGUAACAGCUUUUCUCAAAAUAGCUCUUUGACUGAACACAUGAGAACACACACAGGAGAAAAAACAUUUAAGUGUUCCGUUUGUGGCAAAAGCUUUUCUCGAAAUAGCAUUUUGACUAAACACAUGACAACACACACAGGACAAAAAACAUUUAAUUGUUCAGUUUGUGGCAACAGCUUUUCUCGAAAUGGCUCUUUGACUCAACACAUGAGAACACACACAGGAGAAAAACCAUUUAACUGUUCAGUUUGUGGUACAAGCUUUUCUCAGAACAGCGCUUUGUGUCGACACAAGAGAACACACGCUGCAGGAAAACCAUUUAGUUGUUCAGUGUGCUGUAAAAGGUUCACACAUAAUGCAGAUGCAGUAAAACACAUAAGAACCCACAAGGGAAAAUAUAUAUCAAUCCCUUAAUAAAGUGCCAACUUUUACUCCUCAGACUGGUUGAUGUGCAAAUCAGAGACAUAUGAACAAUUAACCCCCAACACCCACAACCCAACCCCCACCUCCCUCGACAUUCGGGCAUAACAGGUUCAAUCCGGCCUGCGAGAUGAGUUUGCAAAGAAUAAAAGUAAAACUGCAGUUCUAAAUGUGUCCGCUGGAUGUCACAAUAUCAAUUCUGUUAGGCAAGCAAAUAGUUUGUUCCGGGGUGAGUAAGUAUACCAGGCAAGAGGUACACAGUCUUUA